Messenger RNA from Rosa rugosa (rugosa rose), 1159 nucleotides. RefSeq lists its product as uncharacterized. Lineage: Eukaryota; Viridiplantae; Streptophyta; Magnoliopsida; Rosales; Rosaceae. The coding region runs from base 428 to 724 and encodes 98 amino acids. The record is from RefSeq and is a predicted model, not a curated record. The transcript has 4 exons.
UGAAACCAAGAUUCGGCUUCUGCCGGACACAUAGAAAACGAGAAAAAAAAAACCGAGAGAGAGAAUAGGGGAAGAAGGGAUAGAGGAAGAAAUUCGGAAUAAGGAAGAAAUGGGGAGAGAGAGGAAGAAGCAGAAGACGGAGCGGGAAGGAAGGAAGAGGAGAUGCAGAGGAAAGAAAGGAAAAGAAGCAUGAAAAGAGGAAGAGGAUUGGAUUUUUGGGCGUGUACAAUAAUUUACAAGAGGGGUGAAAGAUUGGGGCAUGGUUCAGAUAUACAUGCAAUUGAGAUUGUUGGGUAUCUGAAAGUAGGGAACUUUGUUUCUGGGGAACUUCAAAGGUCAGACUUAACCAUCUGAUUUGUUUCAACAAAUUUGCACAAGUUUGGGUCUUUGAUUGUACUCAAGACAAGUUUUGUUCUCUGGUGGUUGAAUGCCUGAUUUGAAUACCAGUAACCAUACCAUAAUACAAUUCUCGGCCAGUAGAACGCCUUGGAGAGUUUAUAGAAAUCGGUGCCCUGUUGCUUCGUUUGAUUUGGGUCGUCAAGUAUCGAAUAAGUUAUUGUUUCAUUGCAAUUUAAGCCACACCCUUAUUAAAGCCCUCUUUGUGAUAUUCACUUCUUGCCAAAUCCUUAAAGUAACCAGGGACUCAAUUCAUGAGGACUCUUAUGAGGAUCUGUUUAAAGAGCUGAGCAAGUAUAGACUGAUCAUUCUCAGGCUAGAAUUAUAAUUAAAGAGUUGGUCUGUUGGUGUAUGAUAAGCAAUUGGAUAGGCAAGAAAUGGAUGACUUGAUGAAGCAAGUUUCAGACCAAAAGUCGAAUCAAAGCUGCUGUCCAGUUGGUUAAGGAUGAGCUAGAAGCUGAAAGAAAGUUGAGAAAGCAUUCAGCCGCACUUCUGCACGCGCGUGAAGGCUAAUAAACCUAUAAUGAUCAGCAUGAUAAUUAACGGAGGAAUUGCAGGAAGCAUUGAUCUUUUUUUUUUUGGGGCAAGCCUUAGCGUAAAUAUUGAUAUAAGAGGACCGGUACCAAGCUUAGCAUACGCUAGGUUUGCGUCAUUUUUAUCUACCUCUUUUCAUGUCAGGUAGUAAUCUUUUGCAUUUAACUUGGUGCAAUAAUUUAUUCUUCAAUUUUGUUAUUUUUUUUGUUUCUUUCAUAUCAAUAAGAUU